Anopheles nili is the source of this 1113-nucleotide messenger RNA. RefSeq lists its product as uncharacterized. Gene Ontology annotation, molecular function: metal ion binding. NCBI's taxonomy places the organism in Eukaryota, Metazoa, Arthropoda, Insecta, Diptera, Culicidae. The record is from RefSeq and is a predicted model, not a curated record. The coding region runs from base 1 to 1113 and encodes 370 amino acids. The transcript has a single exon.
AUGUGCUCCCCGUUUGAGGUGCUCAAACCAUCGGAACCAUGCUGUGAACCGACGUGUGAUGACGACUGUCUGCACGCCAUCUGCCGCCGAGCACCGGAUGCCAUGGCGGUGCCCACCUGCGUUUGUCGGCAAGGAUACGUGCGCCACCAUGGGUCCUGCAUACGCAAGGAGUUCUGCCCAACACCGAAGACCCCGCUGGCGUCGUACGAUGUGUAUCGUCAAAGGCCUACCCCACGUCCAAACGCUCUUAAAAUGUGUGGACCAAAUGAGCAGGUGACCCACUGCAAGCCAGCGUGUGUGGCGACGUGCGAAAAAGAUUGCUCCGCUGUGAGGCAACCGGAAGUGUGCGUUUCCGAGACGAGUUGCGUCUGCAAGGACAGCUUCGUGCGGCAUAACGGACGUUGCAUCAAGAGCAACGAAUGCCCCAGGCGUCAUCCGCUUCUGACACGUCCGAUCUCUGGCGAGUACGUGGAUUUCGAAAUGGUGUCCUUGGAGGGGCUGAAAUCGGAUGAAGAUUUCAAAUACAAGGCCACGGCGGACCAACGGAUGUUGAAGCAGAACUAUUUGACACAAGAUCAGGCCAGGCGUCCGGUUUUGCCGUUGUACAUUCAAGCUGCGACCGCCACGUCGAAACCGGUGGCAGCGUCCUACGAAAGCUACACCACGGAACGCCCAGCCCUGUAUCCGCCACUAUGUGCAUGCAACCGGGGCAGACAGAUGCAGGCUUCGUUGCAGGCACCAUUGAUGGAGGAAAAUUCUUCCUACGAGAGCACGGAGGAAGAAUCGGACAUAGUGCCGUAUGCACCGCCGCCCUGUGUGGCAGCGUACAGUCAGACACCCUCGAUGCCGGUUUUCCCGUUGACCACGCCAGCACCUGCAGUGGCGUAUGUGAUGCCCCGGAGAACGCUCGCUGCUCCGCCAGUGCAUCGUUGUGACUUUAACGAGCCCUUGGAUCAUUUUUGUGGGUCUGGGCAGGCAGCCUCGAGCCAGCAGAACUCUGCCGCUCAGGAUGAACCCCGUAAACCUCCAACCAUCUGGCCACCGGUCAGCAGCUACUGCACUCGGUGUGGUUUCAAACGAAAGGAACCGUGUAAAAAUCACGCCCCUCGGUAA